UGGCGAAGCUAUGGGCCGAACUGAAGAAAUUCAUGGCGACGGAUGGCUGAGCCACCGAACGACUGGAACGCGCAACUCGCAGUCCGUUCGCGGAUUUCCGGCGACCUCCUUGAAGUGCUCCCGAUGAAAGGCUCCUGGACCGCGCACGAAGUAACACUAGCGCUGCGUUUGCAUCGACCUGCGCCACAUCUGACGUUGCGACUUUUCGUGGGAAAUGAACCCAUGGACCCACGGAGAACGCUGGAGCAGCUGGGUGUCACAGAAGUGCAGUUCAUACAAGUUGACUACUUGGCAGAUCAACAUUUGAACGAACAGUGGCGUCGCAUGGAAGAAGAUCUGCAGCAUUUGACCCCAGAGGUCCUGUAUGAUCUGGGGCAGGAACGCAGCCCGCCGCAUGAGGACCUGUACCUUGUGCUGCGUGCUGUGGCACUUUUGGUGCAGCCGGACAGUGACCUCAGUUGGCUGUCCAUGCGACGAAUGUUGUGCCACCGGGGCAACUUCAGAGAGACGCUGAGAAGCUUCUGCAUUGAUGACGUUCCUUUCGAGGUUUUGCUGAAGUUCCGAGACACGGUCGCAAAGGCACACUUCGACCGGGACAGGCUGCGGAUGAGAAAUCUGAAAGCUGGGUGGCUCUCAUCUUGGGUGCUAGUCAUGUAUCAGUUCGUAGCUGCCAAGCUGGACUUUUAUGGCAUGGGAUUGGGAUAUCCCAGCCUGAUGAACCCGCGGGUGUUUUGGAGGUUCAACAAAUCUUCGGAGCCUCCAGCAAUUUAAUCUUUAUAUGUUUAUACAUAGUUUUAUGUAUAUAGAUUAUGUAGUGCCCAAAAAACCGGAACGUGCCACUGCUGGUGAUCUAUUUUUCGAUGGUAGAGCGGUGCUCCCGUUUCUGCUUUGCUUUGCUCCAAGCAAAGUAGUGGGGGCCCAUGGCGUGUCCAUGGCAAUCAUUGAACCUGGC
Messenger RNA from Cladocopium goreaui, 952 nucleotides. The record is from the annotation of a GenBank genome assembly. Lineage: Eukaryota; Dinophyceae; Suessiales; Symbiodiniaceae.